Messenger RNA from Danio rerio (zebrafish), 891 nucleotides. NCBI's taxonomy places the organism in Eukaryota, Metazoa, Chordata, Actinopteri, Cypriniformes, Danionidae. The record is from RefSeq.
AAAACACAGCCAUGACAGAGUCCACAGAGGAGUACAGGCCAUUCGCAGCACAGCUGUCCAAUGUUUACCUCACCAUCCUGUCGCUCUUCUGCUUCAAACUUUUCGUUAGAAUUACACUUAAUCUCCUCACACAUUUCUACAUCAUCAAAGGCAACCGCAAGGAGGCUGCCCGGAUUUCAGCUGAGUUCUAUGACAAUGGUCAAGGGCACGGGUCUUGGGCAGACCGAUCGGCUCUACAUGAUGCUGCAAGCCAAGGACGUCUGCUGGCCCUCAAGACCCUCAUUGCUCAGGGCCACAGUGUGAAUGUGCUGACGAUAGACCACAUUAGCCCUCUUCAUGAGGCCUGCCGAUGUAAAGAGUUCCUAUGUGCCCGCAAGCUGCUUGAUGGAGGUGCAAAUGUGCAGAGAGGUUCAUAUAUGGAGACUCCUCUUCAUGCGGCAUCUCAGAAAGAUUGUCUAAGCAUUGUGAAACUCUUGCUGGAAUUUGGGGCAGACGUAAACGCACGCAACCUGCAGUAUAAACGGGCCGUUGAAGUUGCUCCUCCAGGGAGCCUUACAGAGGGUUUCCUAUUGAUUUAUGAAGCGACACCUCGUUCUCUGAGUCAACUUUGCCGUCAGCAAAUCAGGGAGAGGUUGGGACGUUCCCGACUGCAUCUUCUACCUCAUUUGCCUCUCCCUAAAGCAAUGAAGAACUUUCUACAAUACAGAUAAUGUCAUUAUGUUCACUGUUGUGGGUUAAUAAUACUAUAAUGAGGUUAAAUCAGAAAAGCAGUUUUACCUUUUACAUGUAACCACAACUACCUUAUCUCUGUUGUCUGAUUUUAAAAGAAUGAGCCAAUAAAAUGUCCUUGAUAUUUAACUGUUCAAAAAUUCAAUAAACUUGACUGAAAAA